Messenger RNA from Selaginella moellendorffii, 2077 nucleotides. Its product is annotated as pentatricopeptide repeat-containing protein At4g02750-like. Gene Ontology annotation, molecular function: RNA binding; protein binding. Gene Ontology annotation, biological process: RNA modification. The record is from RefSeq and is a predicted model, not a curated record. The coding region runs from base 315 to 2075 and encodes 586 amino acids. NCBI's taxonomy places the organism in Eukaryota, Viridiplantae, Streptophyta, Lycopodiopsida, Selaginellales, Selaginellaceae. The transcript is spliced from 2 exons.
UCAACGAAUCCUUUGAAUGAUCCUUGUUCUUGGCUCGAAGAAGAAGAGAAACCCGCAGCAACGAUUUCCUUCUCUCGGGAUCCACCUCUCUUCCAAGGAUCAAUCGGUGCCAGAUCUCGCAAAGACCCAGCUCCAAAAAUCCCUCGACCAAAAAUCCAAAAAUCCGCGAGAUCCGAGGAGAUUUCACCCUCUACAGCUCGCUCCUAGCUCAAUGCAGCGCCGCCAGAUGCCUCGCCGCGGCACGGCGGAUCCAUGCCUUGAUCCUACGCGAUCGAUACAACUCAGAGCUGGUCCUCAACAAUCUAGCCGUGAGGAUGUUUGGCGCUUGCGGUGGAUUGGACGAAGCAAGGAGUCUCUUUGCGAGAAUUCGUCCCAGGAACGUUUUCUCAUACAACAUCAUGCUUGGCGCACUUGCCCAAAACGGGCAUCUUUACGGCGCAAGGAAUCUCUUUGAUCUGAUGCCUGGAAGAACAGAUGUGUCGUGGACUGCCAUGAUUUACUCUUAUGCAUCCACCGGGGAAGUCUCGCUAGCGAAAGAAAUCUUCGAUGAAAUUCCCGAAAAGGAUAGGAUUUCAUGGAACGCGAUGAUCACAGCAUAUGCCCAAGCUGGGUAUUGUUACGAGGAUCUUGAGAUGCUCAGAAACAUGGAUUUGGAGGGCCUUCAGCUCGACAACAUAACAUUCAUCAGCAGCAUAAAUUGCUGUUCCACUGUCGGCUGCCAGGUGACGGGGCGACAGCUCCAUGAUGAUGUCGUUGAUUUGGGCCUCAUGGCGCAUGUCUCCGUGGCCACUGCCUGCGUUAGCAUGUACGGGAAGUUUGGUCGGGUCGAGAAAGCCACUGAGAUCUUUGACAAAAUGCCGCAAAAGAAUGUCGUGUCGUGGACGACAAUGGUUGCAGCAUAUGCCCAGAAUGGGCAUCUUGAAGAAGCGAGAGAAAUAUUUGAACGGGCGCCACAGCGAAACGAUGUUACGUGGAAUGCAAUGUUGGCGGCUUUCGUGCAGGGUGGACGGAUUUAUGAAGCAGGAGCAAUGUUUGAUUUUAUGCCCAUGCAAAACGCUUCUACGUGGAACACGCUGAUUGCGGCGUUUGGCCAGAGCGGGGAUUUGGAGGAAGCCACGGACUUGUUCCAUCGAAUGCCGCUGCCGAAUCUGAUAUCUUGGAACACCAUCAUCUUUGCAAAUGCCCAAAACGGGCGUGGAGAGAAUUCCAUCAAGCUGCUGAUGAGAAUGGAUGUCGAGGGACUUCGUCCAAACCGAGUGACACUUCUUGCUGUUCUAACAUCGGAAACACCGAUCUGGGAAGAAUGGUCCUCUCAAUUGUCGAGGAAAUGGAGUUUACACACCAAGUUGCGAUUGCUACCGCAUUACCCUCUUAGGGAUUUCAUCGCUGCGAGAGACGAGAGCUCUCCACGCGAUGAUCCUCGAGAGUGGAUUCCUCUCCGACGUGAGCGUCGCCACUGGGCUUGUAAACGUCUACGGGAAAUGUGGCAACAUAUCCGAGGCUACCACGAUCUUUCAUGGCAUGCGCACAAAGCCUGGAGCGCCAUGAUAACGGCAUAUGCCCAGAAUGGGCAUAACAUGUCAGCCUUGACGUGCUUUGGGCUCAUGCAGCAGCAGGGUUUCAUACCGGAUGCCGUGACGUUUGUGGCCGCCAUAUCAGCUUGCAGCCACGCGGGGCUUGUGGAGACCGCUCGAGGCUACUUUCUCUCGAUGCAAGUGGACUUCAUGAUUGAUCCAAUCUGCGAGCAUUUUGGGUGCUUGAUCGAUCUGCUGGGCCGAUCUGGGAGGUUGGAAGCUGCACAGGAAUUGAUCAAGUGCAUGCCGUUUUUGCCGGAUUCUAGCAGCUGGACGGCACUCUUGAAUGCCUGUUGCAUACAUGGCGAUCUCACUAGAGCCUCGAGCAUUGGUGAUUUGAUAAUUGACAUGCCGGGCUGUGACGAAGCUGGGCCUUAUGUGCUGCUUUCUAAUGUUUACAGCGUCCUAGGAGAGCGAGGGAAAGCUGCAAGAGUCCAAGAGAUUCUCUCCAGAAAAAUAAGUAAAGGUCUAACGAUAGUGGAUAUACCUAGAAUUUCGUAGUA